Sphaeramia orbicularis (orbiculate cardinalfish) is the source of this 1204-nucleotide messenger RNA. It is a transcript of the gene cox18, whose product is annotated as cytochrome c oxidase assembly factor COX18. Lineage: Eukaryota; Metazoa; Chordata; Actinopteri; Kurtiformes; Apogonidae. Gene Ontology annotation, molecular function: membrane insertase activity. The transcript has 7 exons. Bases 193 to 1179 code for a protein of 328 amino acids. Gene Ontology annotation, cellular component: mitochondrial inner membrane. Gene Ontology annotation, biological process: protein insertion into mitochondrial inner membrane from matrix; mitochondrial respiratory chain complex IV assembly. The record is from RefSeq and is a predicted model, not a curated record.
UUCUGAACUCCUCAUGAAAUCUCCUUCCCAUCCCUCUAUAACCUGUUUUCCACAGACGUUAAGGAAAACCACAGUGGCCGUACUGUUCUCUGGACUUUUCGAACGCAUGCAUACGUCAAAUACGUCAUAUUUACCCGAUGCGCCUCUGGUAAACAGUGUGACGUAAUAUUUGUGAGACGGGCUGCUGCAUGGAUGAAGGUUGUCAUGCUGCGUGUGGGCGGGUCUCUGUCCUCCACCAUCCUGAAGCUCCGCCCCCUGCAGCUUCCUGUUCAGACUCAUGCUGGGCUCCCCUGGACGCCAGUUGCUCCACCUGCUCAUGUGACAGCUGUCAGAGGCGUGUCUGGGGGUGGGGCUGGGGCCGGCUGGUACGGCGGCCUGGCAGACUCUGCCCCGGUUCACCUGGCAGAACAGUUUCUGGUGGGGGUGCAGCAGGUGAGCGGUCUGCCGUGGUGGGCGAGCAUCGCCGUUGGGACACUUUCAGUCAGGACGCUCGUCACUUUGCCGCUCGCUGCGUAUCAGAUGGUCAUCGUUGCCAAGGUGGAGGCGCUGCAGGUGGAGAUCUCUGAGCUCGCCAAGAGGCUUCAAUACGAAGUUUCAGUCCGAGCAAAAGAACGAGGCUGGACCGACAAACAAUGCCAGUUUCAGUUUAAGAGGAACCUGCGUCGAAUCGUGUCUCAGCUCUACGUCAGAGAUAACUGUCACCCUUUCAAAGCCAGUCUGCUGGUCUGGGUCCAGCUGCCAUUAUGGAUCAGCCUGUCCCUAGCCCUUCGGAACCUGAGUCUGGAUCAGUCUGCGCUGCAGUCGGAGCUGGCAGCAGGGGGCGCUCUGUGGUUUCCAGACCUCACCGCACCGGACUGGACCUGGAUCCUGCCAGUCUGUCUGGGACUCACCAACAUGCUCAUCGUAGAGGUGUCAUCGCUGCACAGACCAACAGGUUCACGUCUUCAGAGGCUUGUGCUGAACUCCUUCAGAGCUCUGUCUGUGCUGAUGAUCCCCAUCGCAGCAUCAGUGCCCUCGUCCAUGGCUCUGUACUGGCUCACCUCCAGUCUGGUUGGAUUCUCUCAUAACCUGCUCCUCCGGUCUCCAGUCGUCCACAGACUCCUUCAGCUCCAGACUCAGCGUUCAGAUUCUCCGUACCGAGACCUGCUGGCAGCGCUCGUCAACAAAUACCUCAAAUAAACACAAAGAAACUGUAAACAAACAA